Messenger RNA from Drosophila takahashii, 1166 nucleotides. Its product is annotated as mitochondrial tRNA-specific 2-thiouridylase 1. Lineage: Eukaryota; Metazoa; Arthropoda; Insecta; Diptera; Drosophilidae. Gene Ontology annotation, molecular function: sulfurtransferase activity. The record is from RefSeq and is a predicted model, not a curated record. Gene Ontology annotation, cellular component: mitochondrion. Gene Ontology annotation, biological process: tRNA wobble position uridine thiolation.
AGCUCCAAAUGAUUCGCAAGGUGGUGGUGGGCGUGUCGGGGGGCGUGGACAGCGCCGUCAGCGCCCACCUGUUGGCGGAGCGGGGCUACCAGGUGCUCGGCGUCUUCAUGCGCAACUGGGACGAGAUGGACGAAGUGGGUCGCUGCAGCGGGGAGGCGGAUCUCCGGGACGCGGAGUGGGCGUGUCGCCGCCUCGGCGUGGAGCUGCGCCAGGUGAACUAUGUGCGCGAGUACUGGACGUCGGUGUUCAGCCAGUUCCUGGAUGACUACCAGCAGGGCUUGACCCCGAAUCCGGACAUCCUGUGCAAUCGUCACAUCAAAUUCGACCUCUUCCACCGUCACGCCAUCGGGAAUUUAGGCUACGAUGCGGUGGCCACCGGUCACUACGCCCGCAACAGCUGGGGCAACUUUCUGGAGCGGAUUACCCCCGAAAGCGAAGCCCGUUUGCUCAUACCCGCCGACACCUUCAAGGAUCAGACCUUCUUUCUGGCCGGGAUUCCCCAGCGGGCCCUCCAACGCACCAUGUUCCCGCUGGGCGACCUGCACAAGAGCCAGGUGAAGCAAUUGGCUGGGAAGAUUGGCCUACAGCGGCUGGCCGAGAAGAAGGAGAGCACGGGCAUUUGUUUCGUGGGCAAGCGCAAUUUCAAGGAUUUCAUAAAGGAGUACAUCUCGUCCAGGAGAGGACCCUUCCUGGACAUCGACAGUGGUGAUAUAGUGGGCCACCACGAGGGCAUUCAUCAGUGGACGGUGGGCCAGCGCUGCCGCCUCAGUUCCUACCGGCAGCCCUACUUUGUGGCCCGCAAGGAUGCCAAGAUCAAUGCCAUCUAUGUGGCCUCGGGUCACGAUCAUCCCGCCCUGCUUAGCAACCGCAUAAACAUCGAUCCGCCCAACUGGCUGUGCGAGGAGUCCAGGAGGAGGCUGGUCGAGGAGAGAAGCCUGCGAUGUCGCUUCCGUUUCCAGCACACCAAGCCAUUGGUGGGUUGUCAAUUGAAGAUGGGAGCACCAGGUAGUGACUAUCUAGUCCAGUUAGAUGCUCCUUUGAGAGCCAUUACUCCCGGACAAUAUGCUGUAUUCUAUGACGAGACGGCCUGCCUAGGUUCAGCCCGCAUUCUCAGCGCAGAUCCUCUAGAGAAACGGGAACGCGAGGUGCUCAAAACUGCCGUGUGA